CUUCACUUUCCUCUCUCUCGACUCCAUCCGGAUUAGGUAGGGGUCGUUGUUACUCCCUCCCGCGACGAAUCCGUGCUUGUCUGCCGGUCGUAGCUCGGCUCUCUGAUCUCUGUUCUCAACGCGAUUUUAUUCUCAUCCUCCGGCGAUCUAGCGUUUUGAUAUGGCUGGAUUGACACCAGAAGGAUCGCAGUUUGAUGCUCGUCAAUAUGAUGCAAAAAUGAGUGAACUGCUAAAUACUGAUGGGCAGGAAUUCUUCACAACAUAUGAUGAGGUCUAUGAAAGCUUUGAUGAUAUGGGACUUCAGGAGAAUCUUCUUAGAGGCAUUUAUGCCUAUGGUUUUGAGAAGCCCUCUGCAAUUCAGCAAAGAGGCAUAGUCCCCUUCUGCAAGGGACUUGAUGUUAUCCAGCAAGCACAAUCUGGAACUGGGAAAACUGCCACUUUUUGUUCUGGAAUUUUGCAGCAGCUUGAUUAUGGUUUGGUUCAAUGUCAAUCUUUGGUUCUUGCUCCAACUAGAGAACUGGCCCAGCAAAUCGAAAAGGUCAUGCGAGCACUUGGUGAUUAUCUUGGUGUAAAAGUUCAUGCUUGUGUUGGAGGAACGAGUGUUCGUGAGGAUCAGCGGAUACUUUCAAGUGGGGUCCAUGUUGUGGUUGGCACUCCAGGUCGUGUCUUUGAUAUGUUGAGAAGGCAAUCUCUUCGCCCUGAUUAUAUCAGAAUGUUUGUCUUGGACGAGGCAGAUGAAAUGCUUUCACGUGGUUUCAAGGAUCAGAUAUACGAUAUCUUCCAACUACUUCCUUCAAAAAUCCAGGUUGGUGUCUUUUCAGCCACAAUGCCACCUGAGGCCCUGGAGAUUACCAGGAAGUUCAUGGAUAAACCAGUUAGGAUUCUCGUGAAGCGAGAUGAACUUACCCUGGAAGGUAUAAAGCAAUUCUAUGUGAAUGUUGAAAAGGAUGAAUGGAAACUUGAUACACUAUGCGACCUGUACGAGACAUUAGCCAUCACUCAAAGCGUCAUCUUUGUUAAUACCCGACGAAAGGUGGACUGGCUCACUGACCAAAUGAGGGGCAGGGAUCAUACUGUCUCAGCCACACAUGGUGAUAUGGAUCAAAACACCAGGGACAUUAUCAUGCGUGAAUUCAGAUCUGGCUCCUCAAGAGUUCUCAUCACUACCGAUCUCCUUGCCCGUGGUAUUGACGUCCAGCAAGUCUCCCUGGUCAUAAAUUAUGAUUUGCCAACUCAGCCAGAGAACUACCUCCACAGGAUUGGACGUAGUGGACGGUUUGGUAGAAAGGGUGUUGCGAUAAAUUUUGUUUCCCAUGAUGAUGAGAGGAUGUUGUUUGAUAUCCAAAAGUUCUACAACGUGGUCAUAGAAGAGCUGCCUUCCAAUGUGGCUGAUCUUAUCUGAGUAGGUUGUUUUGUAUUGUUGGGUAUUUAUGCGCCACUUUCAGGCCUCGUUUUAUUAAGUAAUCAUUAAGCAUAACUGUUCAGUGGAAAGUGUUGGACCCUUCUCUAUAUGAAUUUGAAACAAGUUAUCGGCAUGUCUUACUGCUAAUCUUUGAAGCUUUUUUAUCAGUCUUGUAAGACCUAUUGAGAAUUCUGUUUAUGCUUUUUUGAAUAAUUUUUAGUGGAAGCUUUUUGCAAUCA
Messenger RNA from Zingiber officinale, 1641 nucleotides. Its product is annotated as eukaryotic initiation factor 4A-11-like. The record is from RefSeq and is a predicted model, not a curated record. Gene Ontology annotation, cellular component: cytoplasmic stress granule. Lineage: Eukaryota; Viridiplantae; Streptophyta; Magnoliopsida; Zingiberales; Zingiberaceae. The transcript is spliced from 5 exons. The coding region runs from base 161 to 1402 and encodes 413 amino acids. Gene Ontology annotation, biological process: cytoplasmic translational initiation. Gene Ontology annotation, molecular function: ATP binding; RNA helicase activity; translation initiation factor activity.